Messenger RNA from Neurospora hispaniola, 1040 nucleotides. RefSeq lists its product as uncharacterized. Gene Ontology annotation, cellular component: ribosome; mitochondrial large ribosomal subunit. Gene Ontology annotation, biological process: mitochondrial translation. Lineage: Eukaryota; Fungi; Ascomycota; Sordariomycetes; Sordariales; Sordariaceae. The transcript is spliced from 2 exons. The coding region runs from base 206 to 892 and encodes 228 amino acids. Gene Ontology annotation, molecular function: structural constituent of ribosome. The record is from RefSeq and is a predicted model, not a curated record.
CCAGGUCCUCCUCACGAGGCCGCCAGCUGGCCGCCGGUCCGGGGGGAAUGCGGAAAAUAUUGUCGAAACGGGGAAUCGCCAAUCUUUCAAUCGGCCGGCUGCUCCAGAUUCUCAGGUGCUGUGUUGUACGGAUCCCCGGCGCGAUCUCACUCAUUGACAAGGCGCGUUCCCUCCCGUCCUUCGUAUACCCACCAGAUCCGGCACAAUGGCCUCCGUAGCGAAAACGGGUGCUGAGGCACUGAGGAAUGCCCCCUUUAGGGUGGGCAAGAAGCAGAUCUUCCUGCCAAACCACGUCAUCACGUUCGUCCGCCCGCUGCCCAAGCAGCCGCCUAACCUCGCGACCUUCAUCGUCCCCCUCGAGUUCAACAAGCUCGACCUGCGCGACUACCUCUACCAUGUCUACAACGUCGAGGUGACGGGUGUCCGCUCCUUCGUCAACCAGCGCAUGCACGAGCAGAGACACGGCGAUGUCGGCAACUGGCGCCGCCCCAAGUCGCAAAAGAUGAUGAUCGCCGAGCUGGCCAAGCCGUUCGUCUGGCCCAAGCCGCCCGCUGAGGAUGCCCGCGAAGCAUUCGACUACGCCAUGUGGAAGAAGCAGAAGACGGCGCAGGAGCAAGAUACUAAAUUCCAGGGCAUCAGGGCCCAGGGUGAGGUCGUGCCGCCGUCGCAGUUUGAGGUGACCAAGGACCGCAAGGCCAUCAAGGCACGGCAGAGCAAGUUCCUCUCGGGUGAGGAGACAUGGGCGCCCGGAAAGGUCAACGCAUUUCUGAAUUCGAAGAUUGUGCCGGAGGAGGAGGGAUGGUCCGAAGUAGAAGAGAACCUGCCUUUGGAUGAGUCGGCGGAGGCUGCCGCGGAGGAGAGCAGCAGCAAAGGUUCGGAGACUAGGCAAUGAGUAUGAGGGCCAGCCUUCUUGACUGUGCUGCACCUACUGAGUUGGGUUCUGGGCUGAGUAGGGAAUGGGUGGGACGAAGGGAAGUGACAGAGCGAGGAAACUUUAAUCGUUCACACAAAAAGAAACGAUGAUCUUGGAGCGGAUAGAA